UCUCAGACUUAGAGUCACCAGCUGAGGUAACAAGAACAACGUUCCGACUGUAAGAUUAAAAGGCGUAAUCGUUGUAAUCCUUUCAACGGGUUCUUUGGUGUAAAUUGUCGGUUUCAUGUUUGGCCGUUUUCCUCGGUGACCUCCACCAUGAAACCCCCGGUGUUUUCCUAAUUUUUAAUCAGUCCCUUUACCAAUAAAUUGAUAUGCUUUUGAAUUACGCUUACGAAUUUAUUCACGAAACGAUUCCAGAAUAUUUCCAGGCGGUGACGGGACAAUUUCGAACCGAGAAUCUCUAUUUUGUGUACGAGUUCUUCAGCACUCUAACUCCGGCUGUCGUCAACUUCGUCUCGCAGAACAGCAACUACAAGUUCCAGUUCGACGACCUGCAGAUAUUCCUCGUAGGGAUUUUUUCUACGGUCCUUCUCGUCAACUCCGUCGCAAUUUACUUCUACUGGAGGUGGUACGGGGCGAGGGUCGUCAAGAAAUGUAAAAAAGCCGAUACAAGGAAACUGAUAGAAGAAUUGAAAAAAAGUGUCGACCUCUUAAAGUUACCUAAAAUACAUUCACCAAGGAUCUAAUAUGGCUGACAAGCUUCGUAAUCUGUUUUCAAAAAAGAAGGACGGCAAGUUCAAGGGUCGCGGCCAACGCCUGAACGAUGCCGAUUCUCCUCCCGAACCUAGCCCUCAGAAAGUUGUAGAACCCAUACCCCGUGAAAUGAUGACAGAAGGACAGCGACAAGCUGGCCUCGCUGCACUCGCCAGAUUGGCCAACACACCUGGAGGAUCGGCUAGGAGUGCUUUUGCUUACCAGCACGGCAAAAUGGAAGCCGAUCUUGGGACAGGAGCAAUUGUGGAUGAUAAAUUACCUGAAUUGCUGGCAGUACUGGGUGUUUAUUACAGAUGUCCUUUUAUCGGUCCAGAAGUUUUGUCAAAAGCAGAGUGGAAAGAAAAGAUAAAGAGCUAUCUGGAAGAACAACUAAAAGUGGAUCAAGCACUUGCAUCUUGUCUAAUGAUACACACUCUCAAUAAAAACCGGGAGAAAGUGUCUGAGUGCAUUGAAAUUCUGUGCACUUACCUGAACAACAUUUUAUCACAUCCUGAUGAGGAGAAAUACAGAAAGAUUCGAAAGUCGAAUAGAAAUUUUUCAGAGAAGGUUAUGAAAAUUGAGGGAGCUUUGGAAUUUCUUUUAUCAGCAGGUUUUAAGUCAUGCUCCAUCCAGAGUGAAGAUACAACUGAGGAAUAUUUAUUAUUUGAAAAUGAAAUUGAUGCUUCACAUUUUGAGUUUUUAAUGGACUCAUUGAGAUCAGCAGAACCAAUCCGUCUAGAGCUUGACAGAAACCCGCAAGUCCUUUUAGCGAAUCAAGCUUCAAAAAUGUUAGAUUUGCCGAGUGAGUUUUACCGUCUAACAGUUGAAGAACUAAAACGUGAACAACGUCAAAGGACUGAAUCAUUGGAAGCUGCUUCUCAGUUACGAACAAAGGCAAUGCGUGAGAAAGCUGAGCAGAAAGAACUGAGAAGAUAUCAAUACACCCUUAUACGCAUCAGGUUCCCAGAUGGUUUAUUUUUACAGGGUACAUUUAACGUCUAUGAACAUUUCAUCGAAGUCAGAAAAUAUGUGUCAGAUUGCCUCGAAGUCCAAGUGCCAUUCGAUUUAAUGACCGCUUUGGGAAAAUUGCUGACUGACAGCGAUGAUGAAACAAGCCUCCUCGAUUUGAAACUUGUCCCUGCAGUACUCCUUACCAUCAACAUCAAAUCGUCAGAAUUGUCCGGAGAAAAGUCAUUCAUUAAAUCCGAACUUUUAUCAAAAAUGGAAACAAUAUAAAAAAAAUUCUUCAAUUAUUUCAAUUAUUCUCGUUAAGUUUGAAUGCAAUUUUUUUCUGGUCAUAUUUAUAAUACGCAUUACUUGUGAGUUGAUCAAGUUGCAUGUUGUAAUGGUUAAAAAAAUACAACUACUGUGAAAAUUUUUAUAAUAAUGCAUAGAAUUUUUAUUGAAAAAAAAAGUUUGUCAGCAAUGUCACAAUUGAAUGGCGACAGAGAGUUCACUACUGCCCGGCAAUUUUGAAAAUUUAUUUUAUAUUCUGAAUUUUGCUUUUGUUUUAAGAUUGAAAAAUUACACAAGGAUAUAAACACCAAAGUUUUUCUCUCAGCCUCUGGUUUUUAAAUGUGUAUCAUUAAGUAACUUUAAUUUUUUCUCAAAAUGUUUAGAUUUGUUGUUAAAAAAAAUUGACUAAGCAUGAAUCUUGUUCCUCCAGGACUUUGUAAUACAUUGGAUAAAGGGUUUGCCAAGAUCCAUUGAAAAUGUACCCCUAUGUCAUGAAACAAUUUGCUUUUGGCAGUAGUAAGCAGCUGGCCUAAAGUUUCGAUCACUACUUCACCAAUUACUUAUAAUAAAAUUUAUUCUUGUUAUUGUAUCUAUGCAUCUUUCUCAUGCGGAAAUUGUAAAUCCAAAUUAAAAAUUACAAUAAAAAGUUGUAUUAAAAAAUAUUGCAAAUA
Messenger RNA from Cimex lectularius (bed bug), 2492 nucleotides. Its product is annotated as UBX domain-containing protein 6-like. The record is from RefSeq and is a predicted model, not a curated record. Gene Ontology annotation, cellular component: cytoplasm. Bases 580 to 1821 code for a protein of 413 amino acids. The transcript is spliced from 8 exons. Gene Ontology annotation, molecular function: protein binding. Lineage: Eukaryota; Metazoa; Arthropoda; Insecta; Hemiptera; Cimicidae.